AUGAGUCCGGAAUAUUCGCUGCAGCUGCCUUCGUCCAGCACCCACGUCUCGUUGACCCACGCCACCAGCACCCGCAGUCCGUCCUGGCCCCUGGACGUGAGACGCCAACAGGAGGGCAAGUUCAGCGGCAGUCGUGAAGGAAGCAGGCCUUCAAGAAAGAGCUCCUCCCAGGGCCACGCCAUCGCUGAGCUGAGCAACGCCAUCCUGCAGUUCGGCGUGAACCUGUACCGCGCGCUGCGAUCUGGUUCCGCUACGGCGGCGAGCGACACGCUGCCGGUUCAUGACCACCUAGAAAACGUGCUCUUGUCGCCGUACCUGAUCGCCAGCAUGAUGCAGCCCAUGGCAGCAGGCGCGCGUGGUGAAACGGCCGCGCAGAUUUUCCGCCUCUUCCAAUGUCCCGAAGUGGCAGGCGUCGAUGGACCAGACAUAGGAGACCAGGUGGUGCGGUACUUCGCGUACCGAGACAAGCGUCUCUUGCCGGACGGCCGUCGGAACUACUACCAGCAGGCCGGCUUCACGACCCAGUACGACUGCUGCCUGCACAGGGACCGCCGGGUGGCACUGAAAGAAGACUUCGAGGCGCGACACCUGAGGCGGCUGCGUGAAGACUCGGCGCCGUCCUCGUCCCAGAGCGGCGGUGCUGGAAGCGGCGGCACCGACAGACGUCGCCGCAAGCGCCCACGCUGUGGCCGUCUUCGCAGCCAGAGCCACGACUUCGUGAACGACUCGGUCCACCAGCGUUGGAAGAUCGAGACUGAGCUGAAGGACGCUGUGCCACUUCUGGGAAAAGGUACUGCCUGCGAGGCACUUCCGCGUGGCUCAGUGGACGAGCACACGUCCCUCGUGCUGCUCAGCGCCGUCGCGGUCAAGGGCCGUUGGCGACGCCGCUUCCACCCAGCCCAGGUGAACGAGGGGAUCUUCUACGAGCCUUCUUCGGAUGGAGCGACGGGAGGAGAGCAGCAGACGGCCAGCUGGACGCCACGCGCGGUCAUCAUGAUGCACCAGACAGGAAACUUCCGCAUGGCCGAUAGCGCUGAGCUCGAGGCUACGGCUCUUGAGCUUCCUUACAAGUCCGGCGCACGGUACCUUGUCAUUUUCCUACCGCAAAGGCAAGACGGCCUCGACGCGCUCGAGGCUCGGAUGACCGCCGACAACCUGGCGCAGUGUCUCCGCCAGAUGAAGCGGCGCAUGGAUGUCGACCUGACGCUGCCCAAGUUCCACGUGCGCGCAGCGACCGACUUGGCGGCGGCGCUGUCGUCGAUGGGCGCAGAUUUGCUUUUCGACCGUGACGCUGCCGACCUUUCCGGCAUGUGCGCAUCCGAGGGCGCGUUUGUGUCCGUCGCCAGGCACGCGGCGGCCUUCCGCACCAGCUGGAAAGGACGCGUGAGCCGCUCCCCCGCGCUGACGCCGUCGGUGCAGCACGAGAAAUUCACUGUUAACAGGCCGUUCCUUUUCCUGGUGCUGAGUCGGAGACCCAACGCCGUGCUUUUACUGGGCUCCGUGAGGAGCGUCAGACCUCACUUCUGCCCGGAGCUUCUCCCGUCGGCCUAA
Molecule: messenger RNA, 1551 nt
Organism: Dermacentor andersoni
Lineage: Eukaryota; Metazoa; Arthropoda; Arachnida; Ixodida; Ixodidae
Source: RefSeq, a predicted model, not a curated record